Molecule: messenger RNA, 1377 nt
Organism: Exophiala bonariae
Lineage: Eukaryota; Fungi; Ascomycota; Eurotiomycetes; Chaetothyriales; Herpotrichiellaceae
Exons: 1
Coding region: 1-1377 (458 amino acids)
Molecular function (GO): protein dimerization activity
Source: RefSeq, a predicted model, not a curated record
AUGCCAUUCAGUUCUCUCUAUCGAGACCAAGAUGGCUCUCAUGACUUUCAAAACCAACAGACAUUCCAACGUCACCAUUCCCAACUAGCCAUUGUUGACCCCGACAGUCUAGAUUACAGCGAGUGGCAUGAGAUGGACUUUACCACGGCACCCCUCAAUCCCUCCACACCCAACUCAGCUUCUCAGAGUCACUACCCAAAGUACUCGGGCAACAUGGACACAGACCUCGAUUCGCUGCCCUAUGUGCGAUCUUCCAAUAGCCAACGCCAGAACUCGUCCGCCUCAGCUCACUCGCACAGCCAACAACAGUCUCCCGAGGCUCAUUCUCUCUCAGGAGACCUUUACACCACGGGUCCCUUCUCCUACUCGCAGCUUCUCAACAUGGAUUCGGAUCUCUCCUCCAUGGAUCAGUCGAGCCUGAACAGCUCACGCGCUGAUUACGAUUCCAAGAUGCUCAACGACAGCAGCACCAUCGCGACUUCUUUAUCAGGAUCUGACUCUCUCAACACUUCGCCGCCAGUCGCCACGCUUGAUCCUAUCGCCAUCACUUUGUCGUCCAAGUCCAUUUCCACCGAAAAACUCUGCCCUUUGAUAGCCGGCCAAGUCGACUCUUGCCAACCUCAGCGCUGUGGACCUGAUGCUCCUUGCAUGAACUUUACCACGCUGCCACCUAUUGAGGAGUGCACGUCUGUGCCAUGUAUCACCCAGGAUCCCUCCCCCAACGAAACCAUGAUCACCAGUGAUAGCGUAUCGGUUUCGGUACAUUCACGACCAAGUUACAGUGCGCGAACAAGCACCGCCAACUCUGUGCGGCGUUCAUCCGCAUCCUCGAAUGACCUACCCAUGCAGGCAGUCCCCUUGCCAUCGAGGAGAAAUGCCCCGGUGUCAACACGCCGUCGCACGGCGGUUCGCUCGCAAACUUCCACCUCGGCCACCACCAUGUCAACCAACAUGGUCUCUGAUGACGAAGACGACAACGCGGGAGCCAAACCCACAGCUCCUAGCAAAGCCGAUGCAAAGCAACGUGCGAAGCAGGCGCAUAGUCUGGUCGAACGCAAAUAUCGUGAGAACCUCAACGCCAAAAUCGCUCAGCUACACAACACUCUCCAAUCUUCACAUUACGGUCCCAAGGUCCAGGAAGAUGACAGUGACAACCCGAAUGGACCUAUCGCCGCUAUCCCAGCAAGUAAAGUCCGAAAGAGUGACGUUCUGACUGAGGCGAUGAAUUACGUCAACCAAACUGAAGUGGAAAUGCGACACAUGGAGAACGAAAUACACCGACUGAGCGAGCGUGUGAGAGUAUUGGAAAAGCUGGUCCGCUGUGAGGACUGCAGCUUAUUGAAGCAAAUGGUGAAUCUGCAAGUGCAAGCCGUCUGA